Messenger RNA from Phragmites australis (common reed), 2336 nucleotides. RefSeq names its product transcription factor TGAL6-like. Gene Ontology annotation, molecular function: DNA-binding transcription factor activity; sequence-specific DNA binding. Bases 744 to 1901 code for a protein of 385 amino acids. The transcript has 8 exons. The record is from RefSeq and is a predicted model, not a curated record. Gene Ontology annotation, biological process: regulation of DNA-templated transcription; DNA-templated transcription. NCBI's taxonomy places the organism in Eukaryota, Viridiplantae, Streptophyta, Magnoliopsida, Poales, Poaceae.
UUUUUUUUUCUUGUAUAUGUAUAGACGCCGAUGCAAAUAUACGAUAAAAUGACGUAGUACACACAUAUCACAUUGAUUUUCAGCUGCUGCUAUCUCUGCACAUACACAAACUUAAGUGUAGUCAAACCAAAACUUUGGGACUAUUCUCAUCUUUUCUAAGCAAUUAAUUAGAUUAGAAACAUAAAAUUCAGGUGUAUAUUUUCUCGCUGUUUCCGAGACCCGACCGAGGGUCAACUUUAAAGAGCUAACUAGGGUCUGAAUCAGGAGUAUAUCAGUGACGUGGUCUCUGAUAACGUUACGUCAUAUGAUCUCGUUCCGUCUGAAUCCCGAUCCCAUCCGGAGCCUUUCUUCGCCGGGGUUUUGUCGUGUGGAAUAGCGGCCAAGGAAGGGGAGGGCCAAGUGGCCAACCCGGCACGCAACAAGCAAUCAGAUACGUACGACUACUUCACCAAUCAUCAGGUAGGAGAGAGACGCUGACACGGCCAGUCACCCAGCUCCAUGAAUCGAGCCUCGUUCGUCCUCCCCUAUCCCACUGGAAGCCGGCGCGAUUUUCUUGGCAGUUGAGCUCGUCGCGCGCCAUGGUCCUCGUGGUCACUGACCGCUAGCUAAGCUACUUCGUUCGUCUUCGUUUCCUUUCGUCGGCCGGCGUAAUCCUCUCGCGCUUGUUCUUGUUGUUGUUGCUGCUGCUGCUGCUGUCGCCUUGUCGCCUGCCCCUGGCGACGAGCGGCGCCCCCAGCCGGUACAUGACCUCGGCGUCCGUUGGGGGGGCCAUGGGGAUCUACGGCUGCGAGCGCCGGCGGCAGCAGCCGUUCGCCGCCGGCGUGUGGGGAGGCGAGCCGUUCCGGCCCGACAGCAGCAGCACCCAGGCCGCGGCCGCCGCCACGGUCACCGGAGCAAUGACGACGGUGGACGUCAUCGAAACAGAGGCCAAGUUGGGCAACCGGGCACAAGACGACGUCCCGGUGGAUGAGGCGCCGCCGUCAUCGGAUAGCUUCGGCCACGACGACGCCAGGCCCAAAGAGAGGGACCAGAAAAGGCUCGCGCAGAACAGAGAGGCAGCUCGGAAGAGCAGGCUACGGAAGAAGGCCUACAUCCAGAAUCUUGAGACGAGCCGGAUGAGGCUGGCGCAGCUGGAGCAGGAGCUCACCCGGGUCAGGCGGCAGCAGGGCGUGUACGUCGGUGCAAGCAUAGGAGAAUCAACGUUUGGGAUGACAGCACCUGUUGUUGAUUCAGGUGUUGCUGCAUUUGAGAUGGAGUACGCGCAUUGGGUGGAGGAGCAGAACAAACAGGUCGGCGAGCUGAGGACGGCGCUGCAGUCGCACGCGCCGGAGAUCCAGCUGCGCAUCCUUGUCGACGCCGGGCUUGCGCACUACGACGCGCUGUUCCGAGCCAAGUCCGUGGCCGCCAGGUCCGACGCAUUCUUCGUCCUGUCCGGCGUGUGGAGGACCCCCGCCGAGCGCUUCUUUCUCUGGAUCGGCGGCUUCCGCCCCUCCGAGCUCCUGAAGAUCCUGGCGCCGCAGCUGGAGUCCCUGACGGAGCAGCAGGCGUCGGCGGUGCGCGCGCUGCAGCAGACGGCGCGGCAGGUGGAGGACGCGCUGUCGCAGGGAAUGGACAAGCUGCAGCAGACGCUCGUCGAAGCCCUGAUGACUGUCGAUUCGCCUGAUGCUGCCGGCGGCGGCGGCUACGCGGCGCAGCAGAUGGCGAGCGCGGUGGGCAAGCUCGACGGCCUCGCCGGCUUCGUGGACCAGGCGGACCACCUCCGGCAGCAGACGCUGCGGAACAUGCACAAGAUCCUGACGCCGCGGCAGGCGGCCCGGGGGCUGCUGGCGCUCGGGGACUACUGCCAGCGGCUGCGCGCGCUCAGCUCGCUCUGGGCGGCGCGCCCGCGGGAGCCGGCGUAAUGCCCCCCCGCCCCCCCUCGCGCGACGGUGGGUGACUGACACGACGGCGAAGAGGAAGCGGCAUUGGCACGUCCGCGCGCGGGUGGCUCCCGGAUCGGUCGGCGGAGCAAGAAGCAAAGAAGGGCUUCUUCGGUGGCUCGUUUGCAGCUCUGCAUUUUGUACUGCUUCCCUUGUUCUGAAUCUUAUGGUGGCCACAGCAGGAGGCCUUGGAUUCGAAUGGCAGAUCAAGAAAUCAACAAGUGUAAAUACAGUAUAGAAACCUGUUUGGAAAACAAACUUGUUUGGAUAGCGUAUGCUUGUGAGGCUAAGAGACACAAUGUAUGAUGCAAUUGCUGUUCGUCUCGCUCAACCUGUAAUUACUGACAUUUUUUUGGUGACGAUACCCGGAGAUCAUGUGAAAAUGUACGAUGAACAAUCUAGUUUCGGUGGAUGGUA